AUGUGGACCUCGUUUGCGAGAAGCUGCUCGCCAAUGUUCCAACCUGUCGCAAGUUUUUUUCGGGGGGUCAUCACUAACAAACACGGAGCAUGUCGUAUCAUUUGUGAAACAUGGACUUUAUUUGUGAGAAGCCGCACAUUGACGCCCCAACUCGUCGCAAUGCAUUGGGGUGAGACAUCACCAAAAUUCACAGAAUAUGUCAUAUUAUUUGGGAAACAUGGGCCCUUUUUUUUAGAAGCUGCACAUCGACAUUCGAGCUCGUCGCAAUGCUUUUUGGGGAGACACCACCAAAAAACACGGAGCAUGACAUAUUGUUUGGGAGACGUGCGCCCCGUUUGCGAGAAGCUACGCGUCGAAGUUCGAACUCGUCGCAAUGCUUUAAAACAUCACCAACAAAUGCAAUAUUAUUUGAGAAAUAUGGGCCCUCUGUUCGAAAACCUGUACAUCAAUGUUUGCGCUCGUCGCAAGCUUUUCUGGGGUUGCCACCAAAAAACACAGAGCAUGUCAUAUUAUUACCCAAUUCCGUCCUGGCGUAUAUCUUCCUCCUGCUGCAAAGAAGAUCACAGUGUAAUCGGCCUCGACUGA
Molecule: messenger RNA, 585 nt
Organism: Laccaria bicolor S238N-H82
Lineage: Eukaryota; Fungi; Basidiomycota; Agaricomycetes; Agaricales; Hydnangiaceae
Exons: 6
Coding region: 1-585 (194 amino acids)
Source: RefSeq, a predicted model, not a curated record